Messenger RNA from Gongylonema pulchrum, 882 nucleotides. The record is from the annotation of a GenBank genome assembly. NCBI's taxonomy places the organism in Eukaryota, Metazoa, Nematoda, Chromadorea, Rhabditida, Gongylonematidae.
AUGCUAAUUUUUGCGCUUCUCAUUUUCUUGCCGCAAAUUCCUCCUGUUGUAAGUGAUAAUUUGCCCACAUCGGCUGCCGGCUGUCAGUGCGCCGAUGAUCAUACGAGUCAAUUCACGUGGGGUGUGGAAGUAGAAGACGACGAAGAAGAAAAUGAUGAUCAUGAUAACGACGAACAAAUUCUUUAUCUACUCACCAACAACUCGAACGCGGUCGACUGUAGCACUACCGUAACCUGGGGUAAUAGCAGCACACAAAUUGAAUAUGGUAAAAACGAUGAAGCCCAAACUGUAGCUGCUAAAAUACAGCAUAAUUCAGUGCGGCAAAAAACACUGCUAUGGCCAGGUGGUCGGAUACCGUAUACGAUUUCACCGUCUUACAGUGAAUCCAGUCGAUCAAUUAUCCAAGAAGCGUUUGAGGAAUAUAUGCGCCAGACAUGCAUUCGUUUUAUCCCAAAGCAGCUACUGGAUUUAGAUUUCAUUGAUAUUAUACCAGAUGAUGGUUGCUAUUCAAUGGUUGGCAAUAAUGGUGGCAGACAAGCAGUUAGUUUGGGCGACGGCUGUUUAAGGAAAGGCAUUGCAAUACAUGAAUUAAUGCAUGUUCUCGGAUUCUUUCAUGAACAAAGUCGUGCAGAUCGUGAUUCUUACGUUGAUAUUCACUGGGAAAACGUGGAUCCGACACUCGUUGAUAUUGAAAUUGGUCAACGACGCGGCUUUUCCAAUCUGGACGUCUGGAAAAUCAAUAAGUUAUACAACUGCACCGGCUAUUCAGGUAAGUUUUCGGUUCUCUGUGCAAAAAAAACUUGUUCAUUGAACAGUAGAAAUCUGGGUAAUACACUUUAUCAAGAGCUCUGUGUGGGUUUAUUGAAAACGUAUACAACUUAA